AUGGGUAUAUGUGAGUCUAUGCGCCAAAUAGGCAUGUGGAAUGAUUAUAAAGAAAAUAACUGUCUGGACACACCUCUGCCAGUUAUUCUGGAGGUCGACUCUGGAUUUGGCAACCUGUCAGAGGAUACUUCACAUGGAACGGUAGGACCUUCCAAUAAAUACGAUCAAGAAGUGAGUAAAACGAAUGAUAAGCAACUGAGACGCCUAGCCCAGAACCGCGAGGCUGCUCGCAAAUGUCGUCUGCGGAAAAAGGCUUAUGUUCAGCAAUUAGAAAAUAGUAAAUUGAGACUUAUGCAGUUAGAACAGGAGCUUGAACGGGCUAGACAACAGGGACUGUAUAUAGGUGGUGGAUUAGAUACUGGUCAGCUAGGCUAUUCAAGAACUACAAACCCAGGUAUUGCUACCUUUGAAAUGGCGUAUGGACACUGGGCGGAAGAACAAAAUAAGAAAACCGAUGAUUUGAGGAAUGCUUUGUGUUCUGCCAUUACAGAUUUGGAAUUGAGGAGUUUUGUUGACGAUGGCAUGAACCACUAUUUGAAUCUCUUUGCUAUGAAAGAAACAGCCGCAAAGGCUGAUGCAUUGUAUCUUAUGUCUGGCAUGUGGGAAACAUCAGCUGAACAUUUUUUAUCGUGGAUUGGGGGCUUUCGGCCAUCAGGGCUUUUAAAGGUUCUCAUGCCACAUCUUGACUCCUUAACUGAGAAACAACAUUUGGAGCUUUCUAACCUUAGACUAUCAUGUCAGCAAGCAGAAGAUGCUUUGUCACAGGGAUUGGAGAGACUCCACCAAAUUCUCUCCGAGACUGUAGCAGAUUGUAAACUGGGGGAAGGGAACUACCUCCCUCAGAUCAAUGCUGCAUUGGAGAAAUUAAAAGCUAUGGUGAGGUUUGUGGGCCAGGCAGAUCAUCUUCGCAAAGAAACAUUGCUACAGAUUUCUCGCAACCUUACCACUCGCCAAGCAGCUCAGGGCCUCCUUGCUCUAGGGGAGUAUUUUCAACGCCUUCGGGUUCUAAGUUCUCUUUGGACUUCUCGUUCUCGUGAAUCUUCCUAA
Fraxinus pennsylvanica is the source of this 1047-nucleotide messenger RNA. The record is from the annotation of a GenBank genome assembly. Lineage: Eukaryota; Viridiplantae; Streptophyta; Magnoliopsida; Lamiales; Oleaceae.